UUGAACAUCAUCGCAAUUUCAAACCAAAACUAACUCCCUCUCUUCAGUCUUCACAAACAAACAUCAAUGGAGUCAGGAAAAGCAACGAAAGCCGCCGGAGGAAGAAAAGGCGCCGGCGAGAGGAAGAAGUCCGUCACAAAGUCCGUCAAAGCCGGUCUCCAGUUCCCCGUCGGAAGAAUCGCUAGGUUUCUUAAAAAAGGCAGAUACGCUCAACGUACCGGAUCCGGAGCUCCGAUCUACCUUGCUGCUGUUCUAGAAUACCUUGCCGCUGAGGUUUUGGAGUUGGCGGGAAACGCAGCGAGAGAUAACAAGAAGACAAGGAUAAACCCUAGACACUUGCUAUUGGCGGUGAGGAAUGAUGAAGAAUUGGGGAAAUUGCUUGCUGGUGUUACCAUUGCCAGUGGAGGUGUGUUGCCCAAUAUCAAUCCGGUUCUUUUGCCCAAGAAGUCUUCUUCUGCUGCUGAGGCUGAGAAGACCCCCAAAUCUAAAAAGUCGCCUAAAAAGGCUUAGAUACAUGUUUCUGGUUAUAGUUGGUUAGAUUAAGUUGAAGCAAAACAGUCUCUUUUGUUCAAUUAGUCGUUUGGCAAUGUAACUAUUUUGGUAGUCUUCAAAAUGUUAAUCGGAUAUUAUCUUCUUUAUUUA
This is a messenger RNA of Helianthus annuus (common sunflower), 642 nucleotides long. Its product is annotated as histone H2A.1. Gene Ontology annotation, molecular function: DNA binding; structural constituent of chromatin; protein heterodimerization activity. NCBI's taxonomy places the organism in Eukaryota, Viridiplantae, Streptophyta, Magnoliopsida, Asterales, Asteraceae. Bases 67 to 510 code for a protein of 147 amino acids. The record is from RefSeq and is a predicted model, not a curated record. The transcript has 2 exons. Gene Ontology annotation, cellular component: nucleosome.